UCAAACACCAGCCACGUGACUCCCCGCUAUUUUUUUUUUUUUUUCUUUUCCGUCCUGGGCUGGAAACCUGGGGAGGUUACUACAAGUUAAGCUGAAGACUGAAGCGAGAGUCAGGUGGCCACUCUGCCAACCCUGGACCACUGCAAGGAUGACCUCUUCCUGCCCAGACUCAGACAACAGCUGGGUGCUUGCUGGCUCUGAGAACCUGCCUGUGGAGACUCUGGGCCCAGAACCCAGGAUGGACCCAGACUCUGAGGGAGCCUCCCAGGCCCUUUCGGACCCCUCCAAGGCAGAGGACGAAGAACUAGCUGGGACCUUAAAUGGGGAAGGGAUGCUUUCCCAAACAGAAGGUUCCCAGAAUGCAAGUGCUACUCUGCCCGAGGAGACUGAGGUCAAGGGCACACUGGGAUGUGAUGGUCAUGGGAUGGAGCCUCCCGGAGACACACUCACCCAGGAAGAUUUGCAGGCGACUCCUGUGGCGACAAGCCUGAGACCAGACACACAGGACCUGGAAAGUGAGAGCCCUCCACAGAACCUGCCCUCAAGUCCCAGAGCAGUUUGGAAAGACCGCCACUGCUCCAGCAGUGACGAAGACACUGACGUGGAUGUGGAGGGUCUGCGGAGACGGAGGGGCCGGGAGCCCGGCACACCCCAACCCAUGAUACCUGUGGACGUGGAGGACCAGGCCAAGGGCGAGGGUGCAGGAGGCGAGCUGGGCAUCUCCCUCAACAUGUGUCUCCUGGGGACCCUGGUUCUUCUGGGCCUGGGGAUCCUCCUGUUCUCUGGUGCGCUGUUGGAGCCUGAGACCGGGCCCAUGGAGGAAGCAGAGUUGCAGGUCUUUCCAGAUACUGAGCCAGAGACUGAGUUGGUACAUACUGUAGGGAACAGGCAGGAUGAGCUAGAGCAGCUGCAGGCCUCGGUACCACCGGACAGUAGCCCCAGCCUACAGAGCAUGGGGCUUCUGCUGGACAAGCUGGCCAAGGAGAACCAGGAUAUCCGGCUGCUGCAGGCCCAGCUGCAGGCUCAGAAAGAAGAGCUUCAGAGCCUGCUGCACCAGCCCCAAGGGCUGGAAGAGGAGAAUGCCCGACUCCGGGAGGCCCUGCAGCAGGGCAAGACCUCCCACCAGGUCCUAGAGUCAGAACUUCAGCAGCUAAGGGCCCGACUCCAAGGCCUAGAGGCUAACUGUGUCCGGGGCGUAGAUGGGGUGUGUCUCAGCUGGGGUGGAGGCCCAGGUGACAAAGCCACCAAGGAGCAAGGCCACAAGGGACAGGAGCCAGACCCCAGCUUAUCAGAGCAGCAGAAGCGGCUGGAGGCUGAGGCCCAGGCCCUGAGGCAGGAGCUGCAGAGGCAGUGGCGGCUGCUGGGGUCUGUGCAUCGUGACUUGCAGAGGGGCUUGCAGAAUGCUGGCCAAGGAGCCCCAGCUCGUGCUGGCCUGGCUGAACUUGGCCACGUGCUGGCCCAGACAUUGCAGGGCCUGGAGGACUGGGGUCGUAACCCCGGCAUUCCUGCCAACGACUCGGGGGCCUGGUCCCAGAAGAAGCCCCACUUCCAGAAUUCCAGGGAGUGGAGUAGAAAGGAGAAGUGGCAUGGUGGGCCGAGGGACCAGAAGGCUGAGCACGGGAAGCAUAGGAAGGAGGAGUCUGGCCGGGAGAGGAAGAAGAGCUGGAGGGAUGAGGACGGGGAACCAGCCGGGGGGUGGAAGGAGGAGAAGCCCAGGGUAGAAGAACUGGGGAACAGGAAAGACGGCAAGCGGCAGGACCCCAAGGUACACCCUACGAAAAGUGGGAACACCCACUCUGGAGAAAGGCAGAAGCGUUCUUGGGGGAAAGACAACGGCCCUGACCCCCUGUCCUCCUGGGAGGAGCUGCUGAGGCGCAAGUACAGGCCCCCUCAGGGCUGCUCAGGGGUAGCCGACUGUGCCCGGCAGGAGGGCCUGGCCUUUGGCACAGAGCUAGCCCCCGUGAGGCAACAGGAGCUGGCCUCGGUGCUGAGAGCGUACUUGGCGAGGCUGCCCUGGGCUGGGCCGCUGACCAAAGAGCUGCCCCUCUCACCUGCCUACUUUGGAGAAGAUGGCCUCUUCAGGCAUGACCGCCUUCGCUUCAGGGACUUUGUGGAUGCCCUGGAGGACAGCCUGGAGGAAGUGGCAAUAAAACAGAUGGGUGAUGACGAUGAAGUGGAUGACUUUGAGGAUUUCAUCUUCAGCCACUUCUUUGGAGACAAGGCGCUGAAGAAGAGGUCAAAGAAGAAGGAGAAGCACUCCUGGAACCCCAGAGUUGUGGGGCCCAGGGAAGAGCAUGGCCGCCAUCCCCACCACUACCACCAUGGCUGAGCUCUGCUCCUGCUGCAACAGAUGACCUUGGCAAGCACCCAGCUCAAGGUCCCUGGAAUUGACUCUAGAAGCUGUGUUCCCACUGUCCAGUGGGUCCCUCUUGGCUCUUUAGUGCCCUCGAGUGCCCUUCACAGAAGACAGCAAAGCACUUGGCCCUGCACUGGUACCACUUUUGCUACAAAAAGACCGCAGUUGGUUCUAUGCAAAUACAUGCAAACGCUGAAGGCCCUGGGUACUGAGUGUGUAGGGGCCUGCUGGGGAGCCUGCCAGGGACGAUUCUGAAGCCAGAGAGCUGUUCUCCUUUUUUUGUGGCAGCCCCCAGGACCACAACAGAGCCUGCAAGCCUGCACUGGAGCUGCUGGUUGGAGACUUAGCUCCAGACCCUUGCCCUGGGGUUUUGUUAGCUUUGGAGGCAGCUGUUCCCCGAGCGUGAAGUGUCCUUGUUAUCAUGCUUCUCCUGUGGCUUUCGCCUCCCUACCUGAGCUGCCACUGGAGGUGGUCUGUCAGUUCAGGGGACACCACGCAAUGGCCACUCCGGUGGAUGGGUACAACCUAGACACCACACUCAGCCCUCCCGUCCUGCUCCCAGCCCUCCCGCCCUGCAGCCCCUCCCCAUGCUCACCCACCUUUCCCCAGGAGCCUAGCCUCGAGCCCAGCCACCAACUGCCUCACUGUUGCCCCGACUGAACCCCUGUGGAACCCUGGGCUCCAAUCCAGGCUGGGUAGCCUCAGGCCAGGUCAUCACAGUAUUCUUAUCCUCGGAAAGUGGACUGAGGGCUAAGGAACAGAGUAAAUAAAGCUCGGAAGCAAACACCCUGCUUCUUCCACACA
Molecule: messenger RNA, 3160 nt
Organism: Peromyscus californicus insignis
Lineage: Eukaryota; Metazoa; Chordata; Mammalia; Rodentia; Cricetidae
Gene: Pbxip1
Product: PBX homeobox interacting protein 1
Exons: 11
Coding region: 149-2329 (726 amino acids)
Source: RefSeq, a predicted model, not a curated record